UAGACUCAGUCCGGGUCAACUCGGGAGCUGCUAAACCCGGAAAUGAGAUGUGAUGCUUUGGAGGAAAAUAAACGCGUUUUUGUGAGAGAAAAAAACAACAACAACAUGGAAAUUCACUUCCUGCCAAGUUUGCUGGUGUUGUCUUUCAUAGCCACCGCUUUCGGCGACGGUGGUGAGCUGACGUUAGUUCAGGAGUUGUCCUCCAAGCCGGCCCAGAAGCUGUCAAGAUACGGUUGGUAUGGCAACAUCAGGCUGACCAUGUUCCAUAUCCCGGACGACACCGUCGUCGCCCGCUGGCUGUUCACUGUAACCAGGGGCAGCGGUUUCAACUGUGGAACACACAACGUCACCAUGUACAUGCGUUGGGGAGCUCCUCCAGUCAUUGACCCAGUAGGACGGCUGUUUCCUAACAACACUGUGACAUCACCAGUCCUCUCGCUCAACCUGCCCAUGACAUCAUCACAAAGCAACACAACCUUUAACCUCUCUAACCCCGCCCCCGGAGACUGGUACCUGGCGGCUCACCUGCCCCGAGACGAUGGACGCAUCGAACACAAGGGAUUCCCGUCCUGCUCUUACCUCUUCCAGCCCCAGCUGUCAGUCAGGAGAGCAGUGGACACACCCAUCCUCCAGGCCACGCCCCUAACCCAGAGCGCCUCCCCCGACAGACCUGCACGACUCCGGGUUUUUGUUCCAGAGUUCGUGUCGUCUCUCUCGGUGUCUGUGAGUGGCUGUACCUGGUGGGAGGGACUUGUGAACGGAGACUGUUCAUUGUCCCUCACGCUGGGCUCCUCCUCCCCCCAGGGGGGGCUUGUGAGGGUGAACUGUUCUCUGAUUGGCUGCUCGGCCGUUCUCCUCGCUCCCCCAUGGAAUACUUGGAUACGAGUCACCGUGGAUAGUUACCAUAGCAACCGAACCACAGCCUUCAGCAUCUCAGUCAACUACACAGUGGGUUGUAAGCCUCAGAGCGUGGGUAUGUCUGGAGACGAUUACAUUAACAGGCUCCAUGGCAACAGCAGCACGACAACAUCACCAGGCAACGGUUCUGUGGUUGCCGAGGCAGGUCGUCAUAACAACGUGUCGUCGGAGUGUGUGUGGAGUGUCCCAGUGCUCCGUGAGGAACUAGACGUUCUGUCUGUCCGGUUCUCUCCCAUUAAUGGACCUAAUGUAACGGUCACACACACACACCCCACGCUCCUCACCUACCCCCUCAACACACAGUCUACUGGAGGGACCUUGAACCUGGAGAUUACACUCAACACUACUAAUGCAACGUUAGGAAACAGCAGUGUGAUGGCCUGUUUCUCUUCCUGGGCUCCUGUCCUCGCACUCAACUACUCCCAUCCCUGUCACACAGGGUUGUUCUCAGCCAUUGGGUUGAGUGUGAACGUCAGUGUUCCUGGGACCGUCAUCAGACUUCCCUUCCCCCAGGCUGCUACCUGGUACCUCACCUUACAACUCUUCUGCAACAGUAGUGACUGUGGUAACGUGACAGUAACACCACAGCUCCAUGUAUCAGCCUGUAUCGAGGACUGUGGGACCUAUGGAGAGUGUCGACUGUUGAGGUCCUUCAGCUAUCUCUAUGCUGCCUGUGUCUGCAAAGCCGGUUGGAGUGGGUGGGGCUGUACUGAUGACAUCACAGCCCAGUCGUACGGUCGUCAGCUGACAGCAGUUCUACUGCUCACGCUCAGUAACCUCCUCUUCAUCCCGCCCAUCGUCAUCGCUGUCCGACGCUGUUACAUCACUGAGGCCUCUGUCUACCUCUUUACCAUGUUCUUCUCUACUUUCUACCAUGCAUGUGACCAGCCUGGUUUAACAGUGAUGUGUAUCAUGGAUUACGACACUCUCCAGUACUGUGACUUCCUGGGUUCAGUCUGUUCUAUGUGGGUCACUGUUCUCUGCAUGGCCCGAGUCAGAGACACAUUCAAACACAUGUUGUUCAUGCUCGGUACUCUGCUGAUAGCGAUGUCCAUGCAGCUGGACCGGAGAGGACUGUGGAACAUGCUGGGACCCAUCCUCUGUGCUGUACUGGCCAUGGUGACCUCCUGGGUGUAUCGAGGGCUGAAGAGGAAACAGUGCUACCCCCCCUCUUGGCGGCGUUGGGUACUGUUUCUCCUCCCAGGCCUGGCCUCAGCGCUGGUCGGUGUGUGUGUGUACGUGUUUGCUGAGACGGAGGACAACUACCUGUACACACACUCUCUAUGGCACGUCCUGGUUGCCUCUAGUGUGGUGUUCCUUCUGCCUCCCAGAGAGACAGACUCCAUGAACACCUGGAGCCCUGGAGUCUGUGGUUACACACUCUGUCACAGCACCAAGGAGGAACUAUACACUGUCACCUGACCUCUGACCCUGGACCUGUGGAGACCAACACUGUCACAUAGGUUUAAGGCUGUGACCAUACCAGUAUUGACAGAUUUUUUUUCCAUGGAAAAAUGAAUAUCUGAAACAGACAACUCUUUUGUCCUUUAAUAACCUGCUGGAUGUAAAAUCUAGUAUUUUAUAGCCUGGAAAAACAUUAAUGAAAACAUAAUGAUGUUUAAUAACCUGCUGGAUGUAAAAUCUAGUGUUUUAUAGCCUGGAAAAACAUGAAUGAAAACAUAAUGAUGUUUAACCUGCUGGAUGUAAAAUCUAGUGUUUUAUAGCUUGGAAAAACAUGAAUGAAAACAUAAUGAUGUUUCCAAUAUUAGGGCUGUUUUCCUAAAGAAGUUACAUCCUCUUGGUGUUUCCUUGAUACUAUGAAGUAAUCCUGGUGUGGUCCCAGCUCUGCUAGCUGUAUGUUGGUGUGUGUGUAUAUAAUCCUGGUGUGGUCCCAGCUCUGCUAGCUGUAUGUUGGUGUGUGUGUAUAUAAUCCUGGUGUGGUCCCAGCUCUGCUAGCUGUAUGUUGGUGUGUGUGUAUAUAAUCCUGGUGUGGUCCCAGCUCUGCUAGCUGUAUGUUGGUGUGUGUGUAUAUAAUCCUGGUGUGGUCCCAGCUCUGCUAGCUGUAUGUUGGUGUGUGUGUAUAUAAUCCUGGUGUGGUCCCAGCUCUGCUAGCUGUAUGUUGGUGUGUGUGUAUAUAAUCCUGGUGUGGUCCCAGUAUGUAUCUAUAUAUAUGACAUAUAUUUCUGGUCAAGGAUAUGAAUGUUUUCCUAAUAAUAUAUUUAUAUGACAUCACUGCCUGCUAAUCCAUCAUGUCUUGCCCCUCCCUCUUCCUCCUUUCCUCCUCGUCCUCCUCUAGUUUAGAUUCACUACUAGAUAGAGGAAGACUGCUAGUAAAAGCAGGGGUGAGUGUAAUUAACUUGCAGAAACAGAAGUGUUUCGGGCCUCCAGAACUGAACAGCCCCGAGUAAAGAAUAGUGCCAGAUUCUAGCAAUUAAGAUGUUUUUUCUCAUUGAUACAAUUUAUUUCUCUGUGUGUAGUUUGGAGGAAGUUAAAAGUCGUUUCACGAGUCAAUGCUAACUAGCAUUAGCAGAAUGAGUGGAAGUCUACCAGCACAGCUAGCACCUGUAGACUCAUGUUAUCUGUCUCGAUUCAAACACUAUAAUGGUAUAUUUACUCAUAGGAACCCUUUCCCUUGAGCAAGGCAGUUUACCCCCAACAACAACUGCUCCCCGGGUGCCGAUGUUGUGGACGUUGAUUAAGGCAGCCACCCCCCCCCGCACCUCUGAUUCAAAUGGGUUAAAUGCAUUCAGCUGUACAACUGACUAGGGUUCCCUUUCCCACAUCUCAAUGGGCCCAGUUCCAAUUCUAUAUCCUCCCUCCGUUCCUUACUCCCUUCCUUCUCCUUAGAGCACUUUAAUGACUAAGUGUAAUAAUGUAAUUUUAAUGCCAUCUAAAUGUAAUUUGUGUAGAGGUCUUUCUCUGAAUGUGUAUUUUGAAACUAAUCAGAUUGUGUAUCCAGUGCCUCUCCACUCUCUGUGUGUUCUGCAAGACCAGUUCCACCAUUCCUCUUAUUCUCUGGUCAUACAGCUUUCAUUUCACAAUGAUAUUAAGUUAGAAUUAAGCAUUUUAAUGUUCUGGAGUUUUUCAUGAUCACAUGUUAUGUUAAUGAGAUGUUAAUGUAAUGUUUCUGAUAUGGUAAAUAUAUGUUAAUUUUCAUGGGCUGCU
Molecule: messenger RNA, 4083 nt
Organism: Oncorhynchus kisutch (coho salmon)
Lineage: Eukaryota; Metazoa; Chordata; Actinopteri; Salmoniformes; Salmonidae
Product: transmembrane protein 8B-like
Exons: 13
Coding region: 43-2340 (765 amino acids)
Cellular component (GO): membrane
Source: RefSeq, a predicted model, not a curated record